UCUUCAGGAGCAAAAAGAACUCAACAUGGCGUGCAAACAUACUUCGAUGAAGAUCAUAUUGAUGAUUGUUAAUGUGAUUGUUAUGCUUGCCGGCGCAGGAGUUUUUGGCGUGGGCCUAUGCUGGUUCCUGAAGGUGACCACUAUAUGGGACAUAUUUGGACAGACCAGCAAAUGGCUGGCCAUCGCGCUCAUGGUGGCGGGGCUGCUGGCGGCUGCCGCUGGGUUGCUAGGUGGCUAUGGGGCUAUCACACAGAAAAUGUUUAUUCUGAUCAUUUUUAAAAUCCUAUUGAUUGUACUGCUGGGUGCCAAGAUAGCGUUAGUAAUCCUAGUGUUCAUCAAGAAGGAAUGGUUUGCCAAAUCCGGCUCGAAGGACGAGCCCGAAAAGUUCCAGAUGAUCUUUACGGCCUUUAUGGCUGCCGUGGCUGCUGCGGAGAUAACAGCUACUGUGUUUGCUUACAAUCUUGUGCGUCACAUCAAACAAUGCCCCCAAGAAAAUGAAAACUAAGAAGAUGUUGAUGAUGAGAAUCUUACAUUUUACCGCUUAAUUCGGACUGUUUUUAAGAAAUUCAUUAUUAUGGUUGCUUAUAGAAAUAGUAGCAAUCAUUUAGUAUCCAAACUCCACUUACAAAUUACCCAAAAUAAUACAAAGUAAAAACGUUUCACAAGUAACACUACGCAAUAACCUAGGCGACCGUCUGAUUUAAUUGGUUAAUUGUAUCAUACUCUCAAUGUAUGGACAACCAGAGUAGCAUAGUAAAUCAAUAGAUCUAAAUAUUUCUUUCUUUCUUUAUUUAAGACAAAGUAACAAGUAAAAAAUAAUAAAAGCCAUUUAAAGACUAAAAAUCUUGGGCCGCAUUUGUUGUUGUCGUUGAUGUUAGUCUUCUUUCUCACACCAAUAUAUGUUUUUUUAAUUUGUUUAUAUGUGUUGUUUUUUGUUGUCUAGAUAGACACACAUACAUACAUAGAUAUGCAUGAGUGAGGUGAAAUGCAACGAUAUUGAUUAUGUUGGUGUCAUAUUUUUAAUAUGUGUUUAACACUCGCAAGGCGAUUCACAAACGAAAAUUCUAACAUAAAUGUCUACAAAUUAUCGAGUUUAUUAUUUUGAUGGAUUUGAAAUCAAAAUAAAAUUUAAUAAAAUA
Molecule: messenger RNA, 1139 nt
Organism: Cydia pomonella (codling moth)
Lineage: Eukaryota; Metazoa; Arthropoda; Insecta; Lepidoptera; Tortricidae
Exons: 4
Coding region: 26-505 (159 amino acids)
Cellular component (GO): membrane
Source: RefSeq, a predicted model, not a curated record